AUGAAAAUCGUAAUUAGAUAUUAUAAUGAAUGGGGAAUUUUGAACGUAGAACAACUCAAAAUCUCAUCGAAAUAUAAAAUAUCUGAGUUGUAUGAUUAGGUAUCAAAUUUGACAGGAAUUGAUUAAAACCAACUGAAAUUGAUUUUGAUAUAAACAAAUGAGAAAGUAACAUUUUAGAUUAAGAAGAUUGUUCUUGAUGAAUUAAACCUUUACAUAUGUGAUUAUUAGAUUUAAUAAGGCUCUGCCAUAUUCGCAUAAAAAACAACUGAUCCUUUCUCCGAUAUGGCUUCUUCAUUUUCAUCGUAAUUCGAUCCCUCGCAAUUUCUUGAUACUUCAGCGAAUUCCACUCCUGAACAAGAGACUAUGUUCUAACUUAUCAGAAUGUCUCUUCUGAGUGAUCUAGAACUCUUUUUGGAAGAUAGAAAUGAUCGAGCCUAAUUGAUAAAUGGAAUUGAAUUGACAGGAUGGAAUGCACUCCAUCUAGUCACUUUUUUAGGAGAUGACAAGAUGUAUUUAUGGUUAAUCAGUUCUGGAGGUGACAUCUCCAUUCUCUCCAAAGAUGGGUGGAAUUGCUUAUAAAUAGCCAUUUGGUAAUCAAACACCAAAAGUAAAUUAUUCAAAUCUACCUAGCCCAGUGGCAAACUUGAUCAUUGGUUCCAAUUCAAUCAACGUCAAUCAGAUCACCGCCAAAGGAACUGCUCUACAUAUUGCUGCCUAAAUUGAUGAUCAAGAACUGAUAGAGUUGUUAUUGAAACACCCGAAAAUAGACAUCUCAGUAACAUUCCAAGGCAAGUCUGUUGUCGAUGUGGCAGGAGAAAGAACUAAGAAAAUCCUUUAAAAGGAACUCCUCAUCCUAAGGAACAAACAAUUUGACAUCAUCAAUUCCUUUAGAUAAUCCAUUUGCACAUUCUAUUCGCUCAAUUCAUUCUUCACCAAUCGACCACAAAAACCUCCCAUUAUUAAAGGAAGUGCAAAAGUAGUUUCCUAUUUCAAAUUACUUCUAAUUGAUAACUACCUAAUUUGUGAUCCAGACUCAGGAGCCAUUGCAAGAUAUAAGACUUCGAUCCAAUACCCUUUUAAUCCCAAGUAUUUUAUUAAUAUUUUUUGAGAGUUAAUUCCUUUGGAGUUUAUAAAUGAAAUCAAACUAUCAAAGGAUCAUUGGUUUCAAGACAAAAAGUUAUUCUAUCUAGAAAUACAGUACUUUAACAAACAUUUGCAUAUUGCAUUUCAAACCAAAAGUGCUGCGAGAUAGUGGCUGGAAUCCAUCAGAAAUUCAAUCGGGUAUUGUAGAUACAUGAAUCAAAAAUUGAAUUAAUACGAAUAAGAAAAACAAAAAAAAACCAUUCUUUAAGUCAUGAUGGAAAAAUAAAAUCAAGAAAUUGAAAUCUUUGAUGUUGAAAAACAAAUCAUCUAAAUGAAUCAAUAUGAAAAAUCUAUUUUAAGUUAGCAUUAGAUCUACAAUUAUACUAGAAGUGCCAUCAAAAUUAGAGAUGUCCAAGUACUCUCACAUCUUGGCAAAGGCACUUUUGGAUAAGUCUUUAAAGUAUCUCAUCCAAUUCUAUGCUAGGUUAUUUAUAAAAAUAAAAUCUAUGCACUUAAACAGUAAUUGAAAUAAUAGGUCCUACAAGAUGUCAAGUACAUUUAAAGUGAACUAAGCAUCAUGAAGUAUCUAAAUCAUCCAUUUGUUGUUAAACUACAUCAUUCUUUUCAAGUGAAUCUAACAUUAUAUUCAUUAGACUUAACACUAUCUAUACAUGCUUCUAGAAUAUUGCGAUAAUGGAGAUCUCACAAAUUAUAUGGCUAAGGGCACAAUUCUAUAAGAACCCUAAGCCCUUUUCAUUAUAGCCUAAAUUAUACUAGCAUUAGAAUAUCUUCACUCCUUAAAUCUGAUAUACAGAGAUUUAAAGCCAGAAAAUGUUAUGGUUUCAAAAAAUAAUUACAUAAAACUCAUAGAUUUCGGACUAUCCAAAGAAGGUUUUAAUGUAACUCACACGUUCUGUGGUUCACCAGCGUACUUAUCCCCUGAGUUAUUGAAUGGCCAUGGAGUAACACAAAGCACUGAUAUUUAUACAGUGGGUCUUCUGUUGUAUGAAAUGCUAUCGGGUUAUCCUCCACAUUUUAGUAACAACAUCAGAGUACUGUUAAAUGGAAUAUAACAUGAAGAACUCAGAAUUCCAAAACACUUUUCUGGAACUGUCAAAAAUUUCUUAGAAUAAAUCAUCACGAAAAAUCCAACUGAAAGAUUAUCCAUCAAACAAAUGAAAAAUCAUAUCAUUUUUGCAGAAAUUGAUUGGUUAAAAUUAAAACAAUAAGAAUACAUAGCACCAGUGCUAAAGAGAAAAGAGGCAAACAAGUAAUUAUAAUCAACCAGAUUGAUUGAUCAUGACUAUCCCUAAGAUGGUGAAAGGAUCAAUGAAGUAUUUGGUUGGGAUUAUUCUUGUUAAAAUUGA
Messenger RNA from Paramecium octaurelia, 2450 nucleotides. The record is from the annotation of a GenBank genome assembly. NCBI's taxonomy places the organism in Eukaryota, Ciliophora, Oligohymenophorea, Peniculida, Parameciidae.